GCUGACUCCUGUCGUUUGAGGAGCAGAUAUGUGGGACGGACAGUCUAAAACGUGUCAUGUGCACGCCCUGUUCGAUGCCUUUGUUCAAGCCGCCACAUGCAGGGAGACCUUCAGGGCCUUCCAGGAGCUGUGUGAAGAGCUGAAGCUGCAUCCCGGCGGUCAGCCGCAGUUCUACCACAUCCUGAGGAGCAGACUGCACUACUGGAAGGCCAAAGCACUAUGGGCCAAACUGGAUAAAAGAGCCAGCCAGAGAGAAUACAUGAGAGGCCAUGCUUGCACCAGCACCACGUGUCUGAUCAUAGGUGCAGGUCCGUGUGGAUUGCGGACAGCUAUAGAGCUGCGAUUUCUGGGCGCCAGGGUGGUUCUGGUGGAAAAGCGAGAUGCUUUCUCACGGAACAAUGUUCUUCACCUUUGGCCAUUCACCAUCCAGGACCUCCGUGGUUUGGGGGCCAAAAAGUUCUACGGGAAGUUCUGUGCUGGAGCCAUAGACCAUAUCAGUAUUCGUCAGUUGCAGCUGAUGCUUCUGAAGGUGGCCUUGUUAGUGGGCGUUGAGAUUCAUGUGAAUGUGGAGUUCAAACAUCUAGUGGAACCUCCAGAGGACCAAGAGAAACGUGUUGGUUGGCGAGCAGAAGUCCACCCCAACUCUCAUCCAGUCAGUCAGCUGGAGUUUGAUGUGGUUAUUGGGGCAGAUGGUAGAAGAAACACCUUACCAGGGUUUCGCAGAAAGGAGUUUCGGGGGAAACUGGCCAUUGCCAUCACGGCGAAUUUCAUCAAUCGCAACACCACCGCCGAGGCUAAAGUGGAGGAGAUCAGUGGUGUUGCCUUCAUCUUCAACCAGAGGUUUUUCCAGGACCUCCGGCAGGCUACCGGAAUUGAUCUAGAGAAUAUAGUAUAUUACAAAGAUGACACUCAUUACUUUGUAAUGACCGCCAAAAAACAAAGUCUUCUGGAGAAAGGAGUCAUUCUGCGCGAUUAUGCUGACACUGAGAUGCUACUGUCCAGGAAUAACGUGGACCAGAAUGCACUGCUCUUAUACGCCCGUGAAGCAGCUGAUUUCUCCACCAACCAUCAGCUCCCUAUGCUGAACUUUGCCAUCAACCACUAUGGGCAGCCAGAUGUGGCUAUGUUUGACUUUACCUGCAUGUACGCCUCUGAGAACGCAGCGAUGGUCCGUCAGCGCGGGGGACACCCUCUGCUGGUCGCUCUGGUGGGGGAUAGUUUACUAGAGCCGUUCUGGCCAAUGGGUACAGGAAUUGCUCGGGGCUUCCUGGCAGCCAUGGACACGGCCUGGAUGGUUCGCAGCUGGGGUCAGGGCAACACCCCUUCACAGGUUCUGGCUGAGAGAGAGAGUGUGUAUCGGCUGCUUCCUCAGACAACACCAGAAAACGUCAGUAAAAACCACAGCCAGUACAGCAUGGAUCCUGCUAGCCGCUAUCCCAACAUCAAUAUGCAACUCAUCAGCGCUGCUCAGGUGUGUCAUCUCAUAGACACAGGUGAGGGUCCAGUUUUGAGCCUUGAUGCAGUCAGCUCUCCACACCCAAGACUUACACGCCAAGAGUCAGUGGCUCGUUACAGUAAGCUGCUGAGCUGGUGUCAAGAGCAAACACACGGCUACAUGAACGUGUGUGUGACGGACUUCACAACUUCCUGGAGGAGCGGCCUGGCCCUGUGCGCUCUCAUUCACAGAUUCAGACCUGACCUCAUUGAUUUUGCAUCUCUGGAGGAGAGUGAGGCGGAGCUCAAUGGUCAGUUGGGUUUGGACAUGGCGGAGCAGGAAUUUGGUAUUUGUCCUAUAAUGACCGGAAAGGAGAUGAGCACACUGGAAGAGAGUGACUCUCUUAGCAUGGUCAUGUACCUCAGUCAACUUUAUGAGCUCCUCAAAGACACAGCGCCAGCUGGUGGAAACCUGAGCUCAGAAGAGAAAGCUGUUCUGUUCUCCAGCACCAGGUCACCCAUCUCACUGCUGAGCAAACUGGGACAGAGUCUGUCCCGCAAACGCAAUCCCAAGGAUAAGAAAGAGAAGGAAGCAGAUAGUGUUGGAAAGAGGAGGAGAACAAGCCAGACUGGCCAGUCAGAGGAGGAGGACGUUCCUCAUGAUACCAAAGAAAAUAAGACUUCAGAAGCAACUCCUGGUUCAGAACCAAAGGUCGCUGAGGGUCACGGCAGGGUUCGGUCCAUGGCAACGCUACUGCUGGCUAAAUUUGAGGAGAACUCACUGUCGGCCUCAGCCACUGCAACACGCCGACAGAGCUACAUUCAGAUGUAUACGGGCGGAGUGAGCUCAUUGGCUCAGCAGAUAGCCAAUCAGAUUCAGAGUCAGCAGGAUCAAGCUCCCAAGCUCCUUCACAGGAGGGAGUUGGGUUCUCAAAAGGAGUUUCCUGUGAAUAUGGGCGGCAGCGAUGUGUGUUAUUUCUGUGGCCGUCGCGUUUAUGUCAUGGAAAGGCUGAGCGCGGAGGGAAAGUUCUUCCACAGGAGCUGCUUCCAGUGUGACCACUGCAGCUCCACGUUACGCCUGUCCAACUACGCUUACGACCAGCUACAUGGUGUGUGUGUACGAUUAACCGCUUCAUACUUUGACAGCCCACUGCAGGAGGUCCCAGAGGAGACGCUUGCACAGCACAACCUCAGCGCUAGCCUGCAGGAGAAGAACACAGAGGAGCAGUCCAGUAGCUCUGAGUCGGACCUAGAUGAGGAGGAGCUUGCCUGGAAGAAGGAGGAGGGGCCGAACAUCAGGACCAAUGGAGAGAGAGAGUUAGGCCUGGGGAAGGAGCUAAAGGAGGAAGAGGGAGGAGAGAACCAGGAAAAACAAGAGGAGGAGGAGGCUGAGGAUGAGGAAGAGGAAGAAGAAGUAGGAGAAGUUUCAGAAGAAGAACAAGACCAGGGAGAUUCUAGUGAUGAGGGUGAGUACUGCCCUUGGGAGAGGGAACGGCUUUCAGGGGUGUGGCUUGAUGAAGAGGAGGCGGGGUUUGUUAAAGAGUCGUUUGAAGGAUACAGUGAUGACACAGAUAUAGACACCAGCUCCGUAAGAGAGUCCAAACCAUGUGACCAACAGGAACAAAAAGAGUCCAUUUCAUUGCACCAGUCACCUGCAGAGUCCUCACCCUCUUUGAAACCACCAGAAUCAGGCCCCACUCCCACAUCUGAGCUAUCGACAAACCCCGAGAACCCACCUGUCAAGAGGUUAGAGGUCGUAGAGGAGUUCUGGCUGAAGAGUGCAGAGAUCAGGAAGAGUUUAGGCCUGACUCCACUGCCUAGAGAAUGCGACCCCAAACAUACGGCAGCCCAAACAUCUAACGUUAAAGAAAGCUUUUAUACCUCAGUCGCUUACAUACCGUCCUGCAAUACCAAUUCUGUCUACCAAAUGCCAAGAAACUGUGACUCCAGCACACAAACUCAAUCUCAAAGUACAUCCUCGCCUGAACCAUCUCACACUAUGGACGGCGAUGCAGGCGUUGCUUUAGAAGAGACGAUUGGCCGCUGUUCUGUAAUCCACAGACUAAGUAUCACUGUAGAAGGUUGUGUGAUGGGGGACAAGCAGGAUUUGGACCUAAAUUCCACCUCAUUUGGAAAUGAAAGCUUUUUAAAUCCAGACACAGGUCUUCCGACUCCUCCCUACAGCCCAUCUCACUCCCCUCUCGUCGGCAAGCAGUGUCGCGCCCUUCAUCAUUCUGAACCGAUACUGGACCGAGAGGUUAUGGUCUUCUCAUCGACCUGCGCUACUCCUGUUCCACAGCGGGACGGUUUUAAUCCCGACCUCGAUCAAGCUCGGAGUCUUCCUCUGGAUGAAAUUGAGAUCCUGUGUGGAGAUGAGGCAGAAGAAGCUUCCAGACUUCUGGAAAGAUCCGGUGUCUCGGAAACCGGGGACACGGCCAGCCAGACGGACAACCGUAGGCUGGAGCAAAGGAGGACACUUCCAGACCGGAUGGUCGCCCCACUGCUGGCAGGAGGACCGGAGGUCAGGCUUCGUAGGUCAGAGAUGAAGUUGUGGGGGGCGGACACGGGUGUGGAGGAGAAAGAGAAAAAGCGCAACUCGUUGUUCUCCCCCCGUAAAAGCAGGAAGAGCAUGAACACAGCGGCUGAGACUCAGCGGGAGCCAGGAAAGCACAAGUCCCUCUGGAAGACUGUUUUUUCGGUGUAUAAGAAGGACAAAAAGAGGAAGGAGGCUGUGAUGGUGGCGGAAACUCUACCUGCCGCAACUAACACCGAGAGCAAGCGGAAAGUGUCGGGAAUCAACAGAACCUCAGACUUGUGUUUCCGAAAGAAUCCUAGUUUCUCUGAAGAUACAGACUUGUCCUGCCAUGCUCUUCUAGAAAGAUGUCCUCUUAGAGCUCAGAGAGCAGAAACGGAGGAAGAACUCAACGCCAAGCUGACACGCCGAGUGCAGAGAGCAGCGCGCAGACAGGCCAAGCAGGAGGAGCUGCGGAGGCUGCACAGGGCGCAGAUAAUCCAGCGUCAGUUGGAGCAGGUGGAGGUCAAGCAGAGGCAGCUGGAGGAGAAGGGUGUAGCUGUGGAGAAAGCACUCAGAGGCGAAGCAGACUUCUGGGGAGACUCUAGUACAUCUAACCUUUUGGACAUUCAUCUGGGUGGAAUGGGAAAGAAAGAUGAUCCUAGCUUAAUGCAUCAGUGGUUUAAACUGGUGCAAGAGAAGAAUGCUCUCGUGCGCUAUGAAUCUGAGCUCAUGAUAUUUGCACGUGAACUGGAGUUGGAGGACAGACAGAGCCGAUUGCAGCAAGAGCUGAGAGAGCGCAUGGCGGUGGACGACGAUCUGAAGGGGGAGGAUGAGCUGGCGGAGGAGAGGCGUAUAUUGAGCGAGAUGCUGGAUGUGGUGGAGCAGAGGGAUGCGCUGGUGGCCUUGCUGGAGGAGCAGCGAGUGAGGGAAAAAGAGGAGGACAGUGACCUGGAGGCCGUCAUGCUUUCUAAGGGCUUCAGUCUGCACUGGGACUGAUUUGCACAUGCAUGAAUCUCAUCAUACCGCUUGAAGGGCUACUCUGUGUCUGUUUGUGCAACAAAAAUACGCAGCUGCUGUUUUCAUUGGUCCAAACAGGCCCGUCCACCUGCACUCUGGGCCGUAUGUGCAACUGCAUAGGUGUCUAAAUAAUGAAUGCCAGGACACAGCAAGAGAUUGACCCAGAGGAAGUGAUUCCUCCGAGGUGCAAAAUACUGACCCUGAUUAGGACAAAUGGCAAUGUCUUGCUGCCAAAUACUACUACUCUAGACUGCUACGCUACUAUGCAACGGAACAUCUUUUUGUUUGCUCUCUUUGUUGAUAAAGUUAAGGUACAUCUGUAGUUUUACCCAGAUCCACCAUGUUUUGACUUAACAGAAAUGAAUAUGGAAUGGCAUAUAUAACCACAUUGUCAACAUACAGUACAGACUGACGCAUGUAAACUUAUACAAAAUAAGACCUGUGUUUAUGAAUGACUGAGAUGUUUUUCUUUUUUUGGACAACCUGUAUAAGCUAACCUCACACACAAUUGUCCAUUCUUAAUAUUCAUUUAUUGGAUGAAAUGUGCUUUUUAAAAAAAAAAGUAUCUUAAUUUUCUCUGCAUAAUCUACUUGCACAUAAUUUAUUUUACAUUUUGUUGCUGUUAUAUUUAAUUCUGUAAAACUUCCUUGCAUUAAACAACCAU
This is a messenger RNA of Sinocyclocheilus rhinocerous, 5630 nucleotides long. RefSeq names its product protein-methionine sulfoxide oxidase mical3b-like. Gene Ontology annotation, molecular function: FAD binding; protein binding. The coding region runs from base 29 to 4945 and encodes 1638 amino acids. The transcript is spliced from 28 exons. Lineage: Eukaryota; Metazoa; Chordata; Actinopteri; Cypriniformes; Cyprinidae. The record is from RefSeq and is a predicted model, not a curated record.